Triticum urartu is the source of this 11361-nucleotide messenger RNA. RefSeq lists its product as uncharacterized. The record is from RefSeq and is a predicted model, not a curated record. NCBI's taxonomy places the organism in Eukaryota, Viridiplantae, Streptophyta, Magnoliopsida, Poales, Poaceae.
AUAUCCAGCAAUUAAACAAAACCGGCCGCCCCGUCUCUUAACCAAACGCAGGAAAAGACCAACCGCUCAUUUCGUAUCCUCUCUUAUCCUCUCACUUUCCCCACAGCCAAAUCAGUAGCUUCUCCACGGCCGGGAGACAUCUCGACGGCGAACGCCGCGACCUCGAUUUGCUACCAUGUCCGCGCAGGAGGGUCCUGGACAUCCCCGCAAGCUGGCUCAUCCGGCUGGUUGUCUUCCUCGGCGAGCGCGUCAUCUCCGUGGUCCUCCGCGCGCGGCGCUCGUCAGCAAACUGCUCACCAUCCCUGCGGCCAUGGCGUCCCUCGCCCAGCGCGGCGCUCGUAGGCCAGCUGCGCGCCGUCCCUAAGGCCGCAGCUUUCGUCGCCCGGCGAGGCGCUCGUGGGCGAGCUGCGGGCCCUCCCUCCUCGGCGGUCACCUUCGUGGCCAUGUUUGCCGCGUUCGUCGCCUCCCUGAGCUUCGUCCCACACGUACAAUAGCACGGCUGGCAAGGCUUGCUGUGGUACAAGGUACGUCAUCCAAUUACCCGAGUAGAUGGCUGCUGUUCUUCUAAUUUCUCAACCAAAUGCUACUUCUGUCCGUGUGAGGUAGGUGAGAAUGAGAUGCAAGUAUCUAUGUUUUUGGAUAAGAACCGUGCUUUUGGUCUGACUUGUUUAAGUUGUGCAUUUGAGCUUCCCGUCAAUCAACUAAUAUACUUACACGUCUUAUAAACUCACAAGUAUGUGAUUAAACUAGGAGACGCCGUUACCCUGCUAAUGGUACAAAAUCCUGACUUAAUUAUCAAUUGGGUCUCAUAUCACCAAUGACAACUAUGAGAUUGCUGACAUAGCAAAAUUCUGAAAUCUAUGCUUUUUUUAAAAGCAAAUGCAUCGCUCUCACUUAAUUAAGUUGUGCAUUCGAUCGAUAUGCACAGACUACAAGUUUUUAGUAAAGUAGCAAAAAAAGGAAAACAUGAGCAUCUCUAACAACGACGGCAGAUUAAGUUGGCUUCUGUUGUUGGAAGAAGACUUGAUUUUGGCCUGUCAGUGUGCCAACGGAUGGCUGCAGUGAUGCAUUUGAGGCUGGGCGCCCUAUCAUCAUACCAAUGGGUGAUUGCAGUGAGGCAUUUGAGGUUGGGUGUCCUGUCAUCGUGCCAAUGGGUGGUUGUACUAAGACAUUGGGGGCUGGGUGUCCAAGUCAUCAUACCAACGGAUGACUGCAUUGAGGCUGGGUGUCCUAUCAUCGUGCCAAUGGAUGGCUGCACUGAGGCAUUCGGAGCUGGGUGUCCCCUCAUCGUACGAGCAGAUGGCAAUAGUAAGGCAUCUGGAGGUGAGUUGCAUUGUUCUGAAUAGGUAUACAUGUGAUUUGUCGGAAUUCCCAAAUGACCCUGUGUGUAGUAGUGGUAAAGGUCAGCGUACAUAAACCUUUAAAAUGAUAAGACUAAAAUAUGAGUGUAGGUAGCUUAUACUAUUAAGCUAUUGUAAUGUUGCAAUUCAGCCGACAAUCUUUUUUUUUUGAGAAAACGCAUGGGAGCGUGCGUUUCAUUGCAUUGUAAAGAGGGAGAGUUUGGUUACAUUCCUCCUAGGAGGCUGAUUACAGAGACCGGACUAAUGGACAUCCCAAGUCUGGGGGGGUAAUGGCUUUGAGCCCUAGCGCGCCCGCAUUUGCCCAAAGGGCAGCUUCUUCCUUGAUCUUCGCUACGAGGGUGUUCACAGAUGGGCGCGCUCCGUUGAAGAUGCAGUCAUUGCGGUGUUUCCAUAUCAUCCAUGGGACGAGGAGGGUCACGGUACCGAGGCCUUUGCACAUGGGCGCAGGGGUGGAGUGUCGCGCCGAAUGCCACCAGUCUAGAAGCGAAGGCUCGUCGCCGGGCAGGGGGCACGGGAUCCGUAGCCAGCUUAGCGUCUCGUGCCAGGUUUGCCGGGCCAAGGGGCAUGCGAGGAUGAGAUGGUGCAUGGUUUCAGGCGCCUGGUCGCAUAGGGGGCACCGUGCGGGGUGUUGCAGCCCACGGCGAGCGAGCCUGUCGGCGGUCCAACAUCUGUCGAGGUGGGCGAGCCAGUGGAAGAAGCGGACGCGCGGCGGUGCCUAGUGUUUCCAGGUGAGUUUCCAGGCGGCGCAGGUCGUGGAGCCGGCGAAAGUGGCCAUGUAGGCCGACUUGGCUGAGUAGACGCCGUUCGCGCUUCAUCUCUAGAUGAGGCGAUUGGGCUCGGCAGAGAGGGUCGUGCUCGCGAUCCUGUGCCAAAGCUGGAGGUAUUGCCCGAUCUCGUGGAUGCCAACCGUGCCCUGGAUAUCUCGCGCCCAACGAUUGUCCGCCAACCCAUCCGCAACAGUCCGGAGUUUCCGACGGCGUUUGGGGAUGCACGCGUAUAGGAGUGGGGCGAUCUCGCAGACGGACCGCCCGCCGAUCCAUCGGUCCUCCCAGAAGAGGGCGUCUGUGCCGCUUUCGAGCUGCAUGGUAGUGGAGGCGAAGAAGAACGCGCGCUUCUCGGCAUCAAAUUGGAGGUCGAGGCCUGCCCAUGCCUUGGUAGUGUCCGUGCGGCUGAACCAUAGCCACCGCGUGCGCAGCGCGAGGCUGGUGCGCGAGAGGUCGCGGACGCCAAGGCCACCAAGAGGGAUCGGGCGGGCAACUCGCUGCCAGUUGACGUGGCAGUGCCCGCCGUUUGCCUCCGUGUGCCCGGCCCAGAGGAAUCCACGUUGGAUCUUCUCGAGCGCCUUGAUGGUCUUCUUGGGGGGGGGCAGAGCCAGCAGCUGGUGAAUGGGGAUCGCGCUGAGGAUGGCUUUCACAAACGCGAGGCGCCCAGCCUUGUUCAUGAGGUGUGCCUUCCAGCAUGGGAGCAUGCCGGCUGUUUUGUCGACGACAGGCUGAAGCUGGGCUGCGGAUGGUCGGCGUAGCGUGAGGGGGAUGCCCAGGUAGGUGAUGGGCAGCUCGACGAUGGGGCAGCCGAGCGAAUCGACCACAGGCGCAGCCUCGUCCACGCCGGCGCGGAUCAGCGUGGCCGUGCUCUUGGCGAAGUUGACCCGUAGUCCUGAGGCGCGCCCAAAAAGUCGCAGGAUGCUCUUGACGGCAGUGACAUCGCUUAGGGUGGGGUGGCAGAAGAGGAUCAUGUCAUCCGCGUAGAGGGAGACGGAUGGCAUCGGUCGCCGAGGGUGAAGGCGCUGUAGGAUACCCAGCUCGGUUGCGCGGUGGAGAAGGCGUCCAAGCGUGUCGACGGCGAGUACGAAGAGCUGGGGCGAAAGGGGGUCGCCCUGGCGGAACCCACAUCGGUGCCAGAUAGCAGGGCCUGGCUCCCCGUUAAUAAGCACUCUGGUGCUUGCCGAAGAGAAGAGGAUGGCAAGCCAGUCGAGGAACCUAGAGCCGAAGCCGUAUCGACGAAGGGUAUCGAACAGGAAUGGCCAUCUGAACGAGUCGAAGGCGCGCGCCAGGUCUAGCUUCAGGAGCACGCGUGGGGCGCCGAGCUGGUGCAGCAGACGAGCCGACUGCCGGACGAGGGUGAAAUUGUCGUGCAGACUGCGUCCGGGGAUGAAGGCGUUCCGGCUUGUGCUGACAAGAGCGUUGAGCCUGGGCGCGAGGCGCAACGACAGGACUUUGGCGAAAAUCUUGGCGACCAAGUGAAUUAGGCUAAUGGGCCUGAAGUUGCCGAGGGCGUGGGCGUCGGCGCGCUUGGGCAGCAAGGUGAGAAGCGCCUGGUUGAGGCAGCUGAAGCCGCGGCCUUGCAGCGCGUGGAGCUGACAGAAGACGUCGACGAAGUCUUGCCGAACGGUGGGCCAGCAUGCGCGUAAGAAUUCAGCUGUGAAGCCGUCGGGGCCUGGGGCUUUGCGCGCGGGGAGCCCUUUGACCGCCUGCCAGAUCUCCUCGGCGUCGAACGGGGCAUCCAGGUCCUCCAGAUUGGCGGGGGUGAUGAGGUCCGUGAGGUCGAGCGCGCAGUGCCGGGGCGCCUCCGUGCCCAAAAGCGCGUCGAAGUGGGCGUAGGCAGCCGCAACCAUCUCCGUGGGGAGGCUAUGGAUCCUGUUCUUUUGGCGCCUAUACGUGCAUUGCCGAUGGAAGACCGAAGUGUUGGCAUCACCGUCCUUGAGAGUGGCGAGGCGGGCACGUUGCCGGGCAAUGGUGCGCUCGAGGGAGGCGAGGCCAAGAUAUGACGCCUUGAUUUGCCGGCGCAGCCAAUCCUCGUGUGGGGAUAGGGCGCGGUGGUCCUGUGCUGCAUCAAGCCGGAGGAGGAGCUCCCUGGAGAUCGCCAGCUUGAGCCGUAUGUUGCCAACCGUCUUCGAACUCCAGCCUAUGAGCAUGCGCGCCGUGGCCUUCAUGCGAAGCAUGAGCCGCCUGAAUGGGUCCGGGUCAUGGACGGAGUGCCAGGCAGCUGUGACGAUGUCCUGGAAGCCAUCCAACCGGAUCUAGAAUUCCUCAAAGUGGAAUCGCCGGCGGGUGGGUGGCAUCGGGGCGUAGUCGAGAAGCAAGGGACUGUGAUCCGACACGACGGAGGCGAGGCAGCGAAGAUGGCACUCCCCAUGGGGCUCUUCCCAGUCAGCCGUGCAAAGGACACGGUCUAGGUGAACGAGGGUCGGGGGCGACUGCUCGUUGGACCACAUGUAUCAGCGUCCGUUGAGGUAGAUCUCCUUGAGCGCGAGGUCGUCGAGGAUGCGCCAGAAGCGACCCAUCAUGCGGCGGUUCAGGUGGCUAGUGUUCUUGUCUUCAUCUCGGAGUAUGAGAUUGAAGUCGCCACACGCCAUCCAUGGUCCAGGACAGUCUACGCGAAUGUCGCGCAACUCUUGCAGGAAUGCUAUUUUGUCGGCGUCCAGUUGGGGUCCGUAGACCAUGGUGAGCCACCAGGGCGUGUGAGCGCUCGAAGGAUGAGAAACCUUGGCUGUAAUGGCAUUUGCCGUGAAAAGAGGAUCGGUGAUGGACACCUCACGGCUCUUCCACGCAAGCAUGAUACCGUCGCGAGUGCCAAGCGCGGGAAGGUAUACGUAGUCGUCGAAUUCCGAGCCAAGGGUCUCAAGGGCAGUCGACGAGCAAAUCAAAGUCAUCUUCGUUUCCUGGAGGCAGACAAUAGAGACAUUUGCGGUGACAACGAGCGAACGGACGGCGGUGCGGCGAGCGCGCGCGUUGAGGCCGCGCACGUUCCAAAUGAGCAUCUUGGGGUUGUGAUCCAUUGAGGAGGUCGACGACGUGGCGCGCGGCGCGGCUAUGCCUCGAUGGGGCUGCCCGCGACCAUCAUGGUGAUUGGCGCGAUGGUGGGAUCCGCGGGGAGCUCGCGAUCAGCUAGAGCGGCGAUGGCCGACAGGACGGACAGGGAAAUGGUCGCCGCGAAGAGACCCUCAUACGCCUGCAUCUCCGCUGCGGUGAUCCUCUGAUCAAUUCCGACAAUGCCGAGGGUGCGCAGAAUGUGGAUUUGGGCGCGCCUCUCAGCUAUCGGCGGCGCGGUCGUCUUGCGGGCGGUGGACGUGACCGAUCUCCCGCGCCUUGAGGUGAAGUUGGGCGGGGUCCGUCGCUGGCGCCGGCCAGGGAUUGGAAGGGCUGCGUCAAUCUACCUGGUUGCGGCGGCGAGGAAGUCACCCAGGGUCCAGGCCGUAGGCGCCGUGACGCGCGGUCGGGAAUGGCGCAUGGUGAUCAGGGGGGUUGCAAAUCGCGCAGGAGGGCAAGGUGAGCGGGCGGAUCUUGUCUCGUCGCUCGGGAUCCCAUGUUGGGCCUCAUGCUGGGCUUCAGGCUGGGCGUGGCGAUGGGCCUCGGGGCCUUGCUGGGCUGGAGCGGCGUCCAAGGUGGAUGCCGUGCGCUUUGGGAGGUUCCUGGAUGGCCUCGGCUGGCCUCGUGGGAUUGGCCGUUGGGUGUGUCGUGGUGGGCUCCAUCUCCUGCGGUGUCUCCGUGGACCGGUCCGCGAUGGGCGCGGCCUCAGCAGCCAAUGGCAGCGAGGGAGCAGCAAAGCGUCCCAACAGCGGGUCCGGCGUGACCUCCAAAGGCUGGGAGUCGGGGACCUCGCCUGCCAGGGAUUGGCUGGCUGGGUUGCAAUCCUGAUCCCCAUGCGUGUCAGGGUGAUCUAUGCCUGGCAUGACUGUGUCGUGGGUGGGCCCUUGGGGGCAGGCGGGGAUGUCGUGUUGUGCUGGCGAGGGGUGGGUGCCAGCGCUCUCAGACUGGUCGCGAAGGGUGCCAGCCAAAGGGCGGGUGGCGACCGUUGCCAGGUCACGCGGGCCCUCCGCACUUGGGCCACGAGUGGCAGGGCGAGGGGGCAAAGCAGCCGCAGGGGGGGCAGCUUUUGCACGUCGGGCCUCCUCUGCCAUCCUUCUUUUCUUUCCACCACACUUUCCCCAUUUGGCAAAGCCGCGGGAACUGUGGGGGCCACCAGCGGCGGGCCAAGGGUCCAUCGUGCGGCCGGUGGUUUGCCUCGUCGGCGGCGGCGCCGCUGCAACCGUACGGGUACGGGAGCCGGGCCAGCCAGCAUCGACGACAAUGCCAUCGGCGCGGCCACGGAGGUUGGACAAGCGCCAGCCUACGGUGUCGACGGCCAUGCCAUCCGCGCGGCCGUCAGGGGCGUCGGAGGUGCGGCGGCGCUUGCGCCCGCGUCGACGGCCUCGGCCGCCCUCAGUGCGGCGAUCGGCGCCUCUGCCGCCAGCGCCUGGUGCACCGCCCCCCGGGCCUCGAUCUCCGUUGGCGGCCGGAGCAGGCUGCCCGGCCGCGACAGCGACCGUGAUAGACACCGGGUACUGGAGGGUGCGGAUGGUCGGCGGUGAGGGGCGGAUGCGAGCUGGGAUGGAUUCCAUGAUCUCGAGGAUGGCCGCCCGGCGGAUGCUAGCUGGGUCGCGGGUGCGCGCGGUCACCCGGAAGGUGGCGAGGUCAGCGUGGGAGCGCGUGCUCGGGUGGAGCCGCUCUACCCAGUAGCUGCCGCCCAGAAGGUGCUCGGCCGUGGACAGGUGCCAGGCCUGUGCCGGGAUGCCGCGAAGCUCCAGCUGCAUGGAGUGCUCGAGCGAACCAACAUCGGCGCGGGCGAGCUUGCUCCAGGGGCGCAGCGCGAGGGAGAACCCGGGUCCGCUGAUGAAGUGGUCGCCGGCAAGGCGGUCCAUGAGCUCGCGGGUGGUUAAGAUAAGGAGGAAAUCCUCCGGGUGGUAGGCGUGGACGGUGAAGUCUCCGGGGUGGAGGUCGAGGGAGGAGUACAGGACGUCCUCAACGUCACGGGCAGCCACGGCCGGCCUAUCACCGGUGAUGGACACCACCAUGCCCCGACGCAGCACCAACUCUGCCUCUUCCAUCUCAACAGAGCGUGAGAGAAUGACGCGUGCAGGGGCCUGGUCUGCAGGCAGGGGGGUCGGAGCCGGUGGUGACGGAGUGCGGUGGCGCGGCGCCGCCUGGGCUGCAACGACCGGGGUGGCCGCGGCAGCAGGGGGCGCGCAGCACGCCGCGGCAGUACUAGCAGUCACGCGAGCUGUGUCCAGGGUAGAGACAACGGCGGCACCGGACGUCGUUGGUGCACUCCCGCACGGGGUGGCCGGGCUCGAGGCAGCGAAAGCACAGCCCGACGGACUCCUCUGGGGACAGGCUGCAACGUCGCUGCGGGCGGGCGGGGGGGGGGGUGCAGAAGCCGAGCGCCGCGCACCACGGCGGCGGUUCCUGUGGCGGGGGGUCUGGAAGCCAUCGGCGUCGAUUUCCACGCCGCCGUUGACCCGGUGGACCUCGCUGCGGGGACCGAGGCGAGUGGCUGCCGGGGCGCGUGCGUUGGGUGCGGCGGGGCCGCGCAUCGCCGGAGGUGGGGUGGCCGCCGGGGCCGAGCGCGGUGGGGUCCUGGCGACCUCGCUGUAGGACCGCGUCGAAGACCCGGCGUCGGACUCCAGCCAGCGCUGCGAACCGGCGGAGCUGAGGUCAAGGUCGCCGGAGCUGCCGCGGGGGGGGGCCAGGGGGGGGGGGGGGGGGGGGCUGGGGAGGAGGGCUACCGGCGGGGAUUCGUCGGCGGCAAGGUUUGCGGGGGCUGGGCUAGGAGCGCGUGGGAGCGGAGCGCCUCAUCUCCUCCAAAAAAAUGACCUUGUCCAGCCGACAAUCUUUGGUCUUGCCCAUACAUCGCCAUAGGAUUUAGGAUUGGGUUGUACAGUGGUAGAUAUGCAGGCAUUUCGUUUGUGAAAACCUCCAAAUGACCCUAUAAAAAAUGACGAGAUAAAUGUUGUAUAACUUCAGUUUUAUAACAGAUAAAGUGUGAAUUUAUUUAUACCGUUGAGGUGCCAUGAGGUUGUAGUGCUACAUGAUUAUCUACUUUCCUUUUCCUUGCUCCUUGAUUUUGCCCAUACCGUUGAGGUGCCAUGAUUUUGCUUUCUCUAAGCCACCAACAGGUCUACUUGCUCCUUGAAUAGUCUUCUCCUUCAACUUCACCCCUUUUGGCUUAGGAAGCCCCUCAUUUUGUUUUGAACUUGUAGAUGAGUUCAUGUUUGGGUCUGCAAAUAUAUAAGUAAAUCAAAUUCAAGUUUCAUAACAUUAUAAAACUACACACCCAUAUCAACGGGUCUACUUGAUCCUCCAACAGUCUUCUUUUUAAACUUGACACCUUUUGGACUGGCAAACUCCACAUUUUGUUCUGAACUUGUAGAUGAGUUAAUGUUUGGGUCUGCAACUAUACAAUGAAACAUAGGUUAGUUUGAUAAGAUCAUAAAGCUAUACUUACAGACUUUGUGAGCCAAGGGAGUUACCUAUAUCUGGAUGUCUGUUUGAUCCUCGAGCUGUCUUCUCCUUGACCUUCAUUCCUUUUGGCUUGGCGGGCCUCACAUUUAGUUCUGAACUUGUAGUAGCGACAUUGUAUGGGUCUGCAACUAUAAAAAUAAAUAUAUGUUUAAACCUGACGAGAGUAUAAAACUUAUAUGUAGAUACCUUCUGAACAAAGGAAGUUACCUAUAUCUGGAUCAGAUCUAUGUUUUAGACAUUUCUCCACAUCUUGUGCUAACUUCUCAGCAUAAUUAGCAACCAUGAAAUAUGAUUCGUCAGCCUCUGCGGCUCGAGCAGCUAUUUGGAUAAACAUUCUACACAAUUCCUUAUAGCGUUUCGUCAGUAUUGCUUUGCGGCCUUCAUGCAUGCUGCAGUUGCUUGUUAUAUCCAAAACUUUUGCAUCAAUUGUCCAUCUUUUCAUGAUAUACUGUUGAGGGAUGUGCUUGAUAUUAUUAAUAUCAAGUACCUUCAAGGAAUGAGAGCAAAGAAUUCCAGCAAAUUCAAACUUCUUGCAACUGCAAUUGACCCUUUCUUCUUUCGGAAAAAAUCUAACAACAUGAUCAUGCUCUGUACCAUGAAAUUUUACUUUGUAAACCUUCUCAUUGUCACUGUCAUCACAAAGGUAUGUGUCAUAGUUCAAGGUCCGAAGCACUUGUUCCUGAAACAUCUUGAAUAUUGGUGGAGUAUAUGUAGUUGAUGCUUGCCUUAAUAUAUAGCUUUCUGCCUUCAGCUUAGGACUACUUUGUGUUGCUUUGAAAUCACAUCUCACCUCUUCAAAUCUUUUAUCUGCAACUAGACGUUCAAAAUGCUCAAAAAAAGUAAGCAUGUCAUACUUAGAACUAAUGUAACGUUUUAGUUCGUUGUUCAUGCUUUCACUCCUUUGGGUACUGCUCAUGUGUGCGGAGAAAGUAUUCCUGCCAUACACUAGUGCCCAGUGCUCCCUUUUCUCAAAUAACCUUUGGAGCCAUGCAUUGUCCCGGAGUUCAUACUUGUCAAGCAUUUCAUUCCAUGCACUUAUAAAUUCAUCUUCGUCCUCAAUAUCAUAGAUACAAUGCUGAAAAUCGGCAUUGAACUUCUUGUAAUCUGUAACAACUCCACCAAGAUGUUUGCAAGCAUUUUGAUUCAUAUGCCACACACAAAGUCUAUGGUCAGAGUGAGGUAGGACUGAACGGAUCGCUUUAGCCAUUGCUGCAUCUUCGUCAGUCAGAAUUGUAUGUGGAUGUUUUCCGGACAUUACUGUUAGAAAAGUUCUAAAAAGCCAAGCAAAACUUUCCGCUGUUUCAUCAUAGAGUAGUGCAGCACCAAACACAAUUGUUUUCUUGUGAUUAUUCACACCAACAAUUAAGCCAAACGGACGCCCAUCGUCUAGUUUCCUGUAUGUGGUGUCAAAGCAUAUGACAUCACCAAAUAAUGCAUAGUCUGACACCAUUUUGGAGUCUGUCCAAAAUAUAUUAGUUAUCAAAUCAUCCUCAUCAACUUGAAUUGAAUAAAAAAAACUUGACAUCUUCUGAAACCUUCUUUACCAUAUAUUCUAACACUCCUCCCGUGUCACCCACCUUUGCUUUUAGUGUUCUCUUUGAGUACAAACGGUUUUUCAUGUCCGUGCUUAUAAAGCCAAGGUUUUCAGGUCCACAUGCUUCUUUCGUCAUUAGAUCAAUAGUUGCUUUAUUUGAAAUGCCCACUGACUUGGCGACCUCGGCAUUGGCUAGUUGAGCUUCAGUUACUUUUCUGUGUGAUCUUAAGUAUUGCGACAUGUUUCCAGUAGCAAGGCUAUGGUUAUGGGCUUCUUUAAAUUCGUAUACAUUAUAAAUCCCGUUUGUAAGACUUAUCUUCAUACGUGCAUCACAACCACAUCGUGUCUUGGGCCUACUAUAACUGAAUUCCUCCUCUCUUUUAUCUUCAGCAUGGACUCCUAUUAGUUAAAAUUAUUUUAUUAGUCCCAUCUAAAAAUCUAUAUGACUAGAACAAGUUACCACUAGUCCAUACCUUGACGAGAACAUGUGAAUGUCCGUUGUUGUAUUGUACUGGAAUUUUUUACUUUAUGAUGAUUGCCUCUUUGGAUGCUAAAACCCAAGGAAUAAGCAUACUUGUUAUAGAAGGAAUAUGCUUCUUCUUCAGAUAAAAACUACAUGCCAAUCUUUGGCACCCUUUUUUCAAUCUGCUCUGUUGCAUUGCUAGCUGUAGUUUCUUCAAACCCCUGUUUAAAUUAGUACUCACUUUAGCAAUUGGUUCAAAUACAAGGGAAAGGAGAAGAAACAUAUAUGUGUUGUAAAUCAGCAAUAACCUCGCUAUGACUAUUUAUUUCGAUGUCACAGUGGAACGGAAAGGAGUGGAAUCUAUGUUGUUUUCCCAUUGCGAACAAGGUGGUUAAUAAUUUCAAUCUUCUGAGUACGCAUUAUCAACUAAUCAGAGGAUUGGGAGAAAACAGUUGGGUCAGAGAAAAAGGAAGAACGCAAUGGAAACAAGAUGGCUUACAUUUGGGGGAUCUGAUUCCUCAUUGGUUCCGGCAAGAAUUGGUGAAGAAGCCAUCAAGCUCCUCCAGCAAGUCCCUUUGUUGGAUCUGUGUUCGUAGAUAGAUUUGAUGAAGAAGCGUAUAGUUUGGUUUGUUUCGUACUCUUGUACGGGAAAAGUUCACCGCCAAUGCUUUUGGCGGGCAAGCCAUAUAUAUUUCCCUCCAAAUCUCUGUUCUGUUACGUUAA